Molecule: messenger RNA, 593 nt
Organism: Humulus lupulus (European hop)
Lineage: Eukaryota; Viridiplantae; Streptophyta; Magnoliopsida; Rosales; Cannabaceae
Exons: 1
Coding region: 70-447 (125 amino acids)
Biological process (GO): photosynthesis
Cellular component (GO): photosystem II; membrane
Source: RefSeq, a predicted model, not a curated record
UCUUCUUCUUCACCACUGAUCCAAAGAGACCUCAUUUGAGCCAAAACCAGAGAACCAAACUCCACUCCAAUGGCUUCCCUAUCAAUGACCACACUCGCCUCAGCCACCCGCGCCACCCUAAACCGGCCGAGCUCCGACUCCUUCUUCAACCCCAUUCCGAUAAUAAGGCCUUCAAACAAGAGAAUACUUCCUCUUGCCAAGCCCAACUCCGGUGCCCGUCUCCAAGUCCAGGCCUCGUCUCUGAAAGAAAAGGCCACGGCCGGCCUAACCGCGGCGGUGCUUACGGCGUCGAUGGUUGUUCCGGAAGUGGCUCAGGCAGCGGGGAACGACGUUUCACCAUCGUUAAAGAACUUCUUGCUCAGCAUCGCAGCCGGUGGAGUCGUGGCCACGGCCAUUAUCGGAGCUGUUGUUGGUGUCUCCAACUUCGACCCUGUUAAGAGAACCUGAGAAAGGAAUGUCCGCCGCCGCCGUGUCCGCCGCUACCGCCGCCGCUAUGUUCGAAGCUGUAUGAUUAAAUUUUCAUUGAAUAGUAUAUUUUGACUUGGUUUAAUUCUGUUAUGUAUAAUACUAUACUUAAUGGCUUGAAUUUGAUU